Funneliformis geosporum is the source of this 231-nucleotide messenger RNA. Lineage: Eukaryota; Fungi; Glomeromycota; Glomeromycetes; Glomerales; Glomeraceae. The record is from the annotation of a GenBank genome assembly.
AUGUCUAGCUCAUCAGCUGAAAUCUUCGCUCUAUUAUACAACUUUCUAAAGACCUCUUCCUUAGAUAAAAUAACCACUUCUAGUAUAAUUACCCAACAGUGGAAUUGUUUCAAAAUCCAAUCGGAAAACGAAGAUUUCGAUUGUCUUAUGGGAAUAUUAAAGGAUAUGGAAAAUGAGAUUAAUGAUGAUAAGCGUAAACAGCAUCUUAAAUCAUUGCAGAAUAUUAACCAA